UGUCCCACGUGCUUGGAUGUAACCUGAUCUAUUUCCCCGGGAUUAGAGAGGAGAACCUCAGCGGGACGAAACGUCACGGGAACCCGCCCGCCUGCCCGGCUCUGCACCGUACGACCCCAGGGGGAAAGUGUCGGCGCGUAGAAAGGUGAUUCAGAGGUGAAGAAGACAUACUCCAUGCUCUAGGAGGGAGACACGCUCAGAGAGAGCUCGUGUACGAUUGCUUCCAUCCUGCUCUGUCGGCUGCUGAAGUUUGUGGAGACGGAGAGGAGUGCUACAGGACCUGCUAUGAUGUGUUUGUUUGCCGGCGAACAAGGCCGGCUUGUCUGCCUGCUCGCGCUGGUAGCGGUCAUCGCGACGCCGGGCCACGGUCAAGAGAUUAUCGGAGAGAGCGGCGGCCAACAGGAUAUUGACCUGCUGCAGAUGAUCGGGGUCCCCCUCCCGACGCCCAUACGAUUCGUCAGCGGAUACGAUGGCUUCCCCGCGUUUGAGUUCGGCAGCGAGGCAAAUAUUGGCAGGCUUGCCAGAACGUUCUUCCCGAAUAUGUUCUACAAGGAUUUCUCCAUUCUGGUGACAACAAGGCCCAACUUCCAGGAGGGGGGGAUUCUCUUCGCUGUCACGAAUUCCUUCCAAACCGUGAUCCAGCUGGGGUUGAAGAUCGCCGACGCCGGUAAGGGGAGAUCGGGAGAGGCGCUGCAAAACAUCACCUUCAUUUACACGGAUACGAGAAACAGCGAAGUCACCCAGGAAGUGGCGAGAUUCACCAUUCCGACCACCGCGGGAGAAUGGCUGAGAUUUUCUCUCAGCGUGAGAGGGAACGCUGUCACGCUGUACUACGACUGCGAGGAGAGGGAGACCCAGUUUUUCGACAGGACGGUGUCGCAGCUUGAGUUUGCGCCCGCCGCUGCUGUGUUUGUUGGACAGGCUGGGGCCGCAGAGGAAGGCAAAUAUCUGGGUUCCAUCCAAGAGCUGCUGAUCAGGAAGGACCCCAAUGCUGCGGAGCAGCAGUGCUCUGGAGAUGCUGGUGAAGAGGGUACUGUGUCAGGCAGUGGAGAUGGAGGGGAGGAGGGGACCAUCAUCACCAUCCCUGGUACUGUCAUCCCUGGCAGACCAAAUACUCCUCUUGCCACUCAAGAAACACCCGUUGAUGGCCCAGAUGUGAACGAACCGUACCCAGACACCAGCAACAUGGAGCGCCACGAUGGCGACACGACCGGUUGGCCGGAGCUGCCCGAGGGUGGUGCGAACACGGGACUGGCCGGGCUGCCUGGUUUACCCGGUGUGCCGGGACCAAAGGGAGACACCGGUCCUCAGGGUCCGCCUGGGCCAAGGGGAGAGAAGGGAGAACCGGGAGAUACCACUUUGGUCGAGGGGCCGAUAGGUAUACCAGGUGAUCCUGGCCUUCCAGGUUUACCUGGACCUAAGGGUGACACCGGACCUGUGGGCCCACCUGGUGAGAGGGGAUUGCAGGGUGAGAGAGGAGAAGCAGGACUGAAGGGUGACCCAGGAGUGGGGCUAACCGGCCCGCCCGGGCCACCAGGACCCCCAGGAGUUGUCACUGUUGGAGAUACUGAUCAGGUGAUCUCUGGAACCCCAGGGUCUAAGGGAGAGGCUGGAGCACCUGGCCUGCCGGGUCUACCUGGGCCUGCUGGCAUCACAGGAGCAAAGGGCGAGCCUGGAGAGUCUAUUGCUGGGGUUGCUGGCCCACCCGGACCACCUGGGCCGCCUGGACUACCUGGCCCACCAGGGCCCUCAAACGGCUUUGUACCAGAAACAGCCAUUAUUGGACUUGAAGGCUCGGGAUAUGAGUUUGCUGGGCAGGGUGUAGCCGGCCCCCCAGGACCCCCAGGACCACCCGGUAUCCCAGGACUGCCGGGCCCGCCUGGUUUACCCGGCCUGCCAGGAAAACCGGGUACUUUUGGCACCGGAAACAUCACUAACGGGAUCCAGGGCCCUCCUGGUAGAGAUGGUGUGGACGGAUCCGCUGGGCCACCUGGGAUUCCUGGUAUUCCAGGACAAGAUGGACCAAUAGGACCAAAGGGUGAAGCAGGUGUACCUGGGAUUGAGGGGCCAGCUGGAACUAAGGGAGAGCCUGGACUGACAGGAGCACCUGGACUGCCUGGUCCACCCGGACCUCCUGGGCCCUCUGGUGGUGGUGGAGGAAUAUUUGGCUUUGGUGGCUCAUCGGGGGGACCUGGACCUGCGGGGGAACCAGGGAUACCAGGAAACCCUGGGCAGAAGGGUGAACAGGGAACAGCUGGACCAGAGGGGCCGCAAGGAACACCUGGCUUACCAGGGCCAGUUGGACCACGUGGACAGAAGGGAGACCCAGGCGAGGCUGGCAUUGUUGGACCUCAGGGACCCAAAGGUGACAUGGGACCAAGAGGACCCGCUGGUGAAGCAGGCCGUGACGGUGUCGGCCUCCCCGGCCCCCCUGGCCCGCCCGGACCCCCAGGGCUGCCUGGAACCAUCUCUGUACUCCCUGGGGAUGAUGAGAUGACUGUCAGCCCAGGCUUCCGGCCAACUGGAGGAGAGGGUGAGAUGACUGGUGGUUUUCCUGGAGGACUGAUCGGACCUGCAGGGCCUGAGGGGCCACGUGGACCUCCGGGCAUUGCUGGACCUCCUGGACCAAUAGGCAGACCUGGUGAUGACGGUGCUCCUGGUCUAAAGGGAGACAGAGGAGACUCAGGAGAGGCUGGGCGCAAGGGUGAUCGCGGUGAGCCAGGCCCUGCUGUGACUGUAGAUGGAGAUGUGCUUCAGAUCAAGGGUUCUAAAGGAGAGCCUGGUCUGGAUGGUGUGGAGGGACUACCUGGCAUUAAGGGUGAACCUGGAGAAGCUGGUAUCCAAGGACCAGAGGGACCUAUUGGACCAAAGGGCAUGAUUGGUGAGGUUGGAUUCCCUGGCAGAAUGGGUCUUCCUGGUGUCAGAGGUCAGAAAGGAGAGAAGGGUGACACUGGUACUGGCUUACCUGGACCCCCUGGCCCUCCAGGUCCUCCUGGACUACCCAGUGGUGCUUCCUUCCCAGCUGGCAGCUUCCCUGUGCUCCAAAAGGGAGAAAAAGGAGACAUCGGACCCUCUGGUCCACCUGGGCCACCUGGAGCUCUGGCGUCUGGACCUGGGCUUUCGUUUGGAGGUGCAGGACUGGUGGGGCCUGCUGGUCCAAAGGGGGAAAAGGGGAUGAUGGGAAUCAGAGGACCAUUAGGGCGACAGGGAAGGAAAGGAGAGAUUGGCUUACCUGGCAGGAAAGGAGAUAGGGGAGAAGCAGGUCCCCCUGGUGCUCCUGGUGGUUUCUUCGGCGGCAGCGGACAGGUUGUGCAGGGUCCCACCGGCCCCCCUGGACCUCAGGGUCCUCGUGGGCCACCUGGCUUCCCUGGUCGCGGCCCGUCUGGACCACCUGGCCCACGUGGUCCGGCUGGCCCGGCAGGAAUCGGAGCACCUGGAUUACCUGGCCCACCUGGCAGACCCGGACAGCCAGGUGCCAGCAUCGGCAGUGGGAUCAUGGGGCCUCCCGGGCCACCUGGCCCUCCUGGAAGAGCUGCUGGGAUUGUCACCUUCAAUAGUGAAAGCCACCUGCUGCGCUCCCCACCCUCUUCACCAGGCACCCUGGCCUUCGUAGCAGACACAGAACAACUGUACCUCAGAGUAGGGGGCGGCUGGCAAAUCAUCCUGACACAACCCUUGAGACCGACUGUUCAGGUUGGGAAGAUCAUGUCCAUUCCUGAGAGACCUCCAGUACAACCCGAGGCCUCGGCUGAAAACCCAGGGCAUGCCAACAACGGGUUCAACAAUGGAUUCUUUGGAUCAGAAGUGGAUGCUCCCACUGUACAGCUUGUCGGAUCACCUGAUAGUAACUUGGGCAAGGCUACUGGAAAAAGGUUACAUCUCAUCGCCCUGAACGAGCCAAUGACAGGCAACAUGUACGGGAUCCGUGGAGCGGACUUCAAGUGUUUCCAGCAGGCUCGGCAGGCCGGACUGCGUGGGACGUUCCGCGCCUUCCUGUCCUCCAAGGUGCAGGACCUGAGCUCCGUGGUCAGCAGAGGGGACAGGGACGGCAUCCCCAUUGUCAAUCUCAAGGACGAGAUUCUGUUCCCAUCUUGGAACUCCAUAUUUGAAGGUGAAAGAGAGACCAACGAGUACAAGGGUGGAGCCUUCGAUAUUAACACAGCCAUCUACACCUUCAACGGGACACAGCCUCUUCUAAACCCAACAUGGCCACACAAGCGAAUCUGGCACGGCACAAACAUGGAUGGCCAGCGUCUUGGAGACCACUUCUGUAACGCCUGGCGGGAAAACGACGUCAGCUUCGUGGGCAUGGCGUCCUCCCUCCAAACCGGCAUGCUACUAGGACAAGAACAGUACAGCUGUUCAAGUUCCUACAUCGUACUGUGCAUAGAAAAUACCCACAAAAGGCACCACAGAGUUUACAACUAUAGGAGGAAGUAGUUUUAACCAUUCUUCUCGUACCCUCAGUCUUGUAUAUUAUUUGACACCCUUGUAUGUAUGAAGAACUAGGCUGAUAUGGUAUGUGGUAGUCCAGCCCUUGUAGUUUUACAUGUAUAUUUGUUGGAGAUAUAUUGCGGGAUUGUGAUAACUACAUUGUGUGGCACGACAGUACACAGAGAUACGCUUGUCUGGCUGGAGGGACUCCUGUGCUUGUUGCAGAGAGACAGUGGAUAUUGUAGCUGAAAAAGUUUUAAUUUUAACUGAAAAAUAUUGCAUUUCUUUACUAUAUACAUGUAGUGUGACCAUAACAUGGAAGUUGACUUAGCAGAAACUCCGUCAAAAAAUGAGAUCAAUGUAUUAUAUGAUUAAAUCUUGCUGGUGCCAAAACUUAGUAUUUGUAAAACAUAUAUAUUGAUUAGUAUUAACGUUUGCUAGGUUUCCAAUGAAAAUAGAAAGUCUGUGAUUGCGUUUUGUUGAUUUGGAAGAUAGUGCUAUGUUUUUUAGGUUCAAAGGAGUUGUUUUAUAAGUCGACUUAACUUUUAUGGAGCAUAGAUCUAGAACAUGUUACCAAACCUUUUGUCAUUCCAUGACCAGAAAAAAAGCAACUGUCAAACUUUGAAUAAUGGAUAGUAUAUAAUGUAGCUGUGUGCAAGUUUCAUUCAUUUUAGAUGUCAUUCAGGGCAGUUUUUAAAAACAUUUUAGAAAGGUACUGGUAAAGAUAAACUUUUAAUGAAGUCGGAACAAAGACAUUGUUCGUAAGAUGAUAAAGACUUUGGAAGGCAAAAACUGUUUUAAAUAAAAUCAAGACAAAUAAUUAUAGGAAUUUGGGAACAAAAAGUAUCCAGUAUUUUACCAUACCUCAAUGUCUGGAAAGUAAGGGUUAGCCUGAUUGAAUUGUUGUCAUAGCAAAAUGCAUGAAUUAGCUGGAUUUUAGUAUUGCAAAGACAUGUAAGGCUGCUUUUAUCUCAAUCUUCUCAGUCAUUCACAUAGUGAAGCACUCAUCUUGCCUAACCUCCUUUGAAGGAUCCACAAGUCUGACUUUUAUUGGUUUAUAAUGUGCUGCUUCUUUCUGAUGGCUCAGUUCUAUUUGUACUCAGUUGUUUAGGGAUCGUCUUUAUAUAGAGUUUGCUGCUAUCAUUUGCAGAACAUUAUAUUGAAACUGUCCACAUGUAGAAUUAGAUCUGACAUGCCAUCAGAAGAAAGGCUCAUUACAGACCACAAAAAUAGCUUGACUUGUAGAGUCUGUUCAGGAGGAUACAUCUUGCCAUUGUACAUUGUAGCUGAGACAUGGUAGAAAUAUGUACAUUUGUACAUGUAACAUUAACGUUACAUGUAUACUCUCUUCUUCAGUAAGACAGUUGUACUUACUAUGGAAAGUAUUGUACUUACAUGUACCACCAGGUUCUGGUUCAAACAUGAUGAUAACAACAUCCAACCACUCUACCCUUGUAUUGUUUAGGAAAUAAGAUGUACCAUUGUCUAGCACAAUAGUCUUUGAAAUUACUAUUAGGAUUCUGACAAAAAAUGCCCCUGCAGUUACCUAACUAGGAGAUAGGGGGUUCAGGCUCAUCACUGUCUGAUAGAUGAGCUAGAUAGUUAUAGACUAUAGGUCUUCCUCUCACAACUUUCACAAAGGUGCUAUGACUACAUAUAACCUCCCAGUAUUCAAUAUAAUAUAUCUAUAUAUAUGAUAAUGGUGCUUGUUUAUAACUUUGACAAUUGGUCAGUACUGGUAAUAUAGAAACCCAACAGUGCCUUAGUAUUACUCAAACUCAGUACGUUUUCUACAAGUUAGUUUAAAAAGAUUAACAUAAUUAUAAAGGUAAUAGUUUGUUUUUUUAACUCUGGAUAAUACAUAUGUUUGAUGUUCUGUGUUUUGUGAGUGGAUGUAGUGUAUGUAUCUUUAAAGAUCAGCGGACAAUCGUGACAAUGAAGUUUUUGCAAAGGUUUAGAUUGAAGAUAACUAAAACUGUAUAUACAUGUAUACAACAUCGUGGAUAUAUUAGUUCCCGACCUGAUAUUAGUUAUUAUAAUCUUAUUCCUGGUUAGAUUUUAACUUAGAAGUCCAAAUAUUUCACUCCUAUUGACAGUAAAACAGGAUAAAUGUGUUUUCAUUGAUGUUGACUCACUUCUAGUUCACUAUGCACCAUUUAUUACAAUUGUACCUUGUUCAUCUUAAAUAUUAGAUUCUACUUAAACAUGUACCUCAUAUUGUUUUAGUGCUUAACGGUUGAGUUGCUUCUAUAUUAGCAUCUAUUUUUUCUUGAAACAAGAAAUUUACAAGUUUGUUUUAAGGGUGGACUUUGCCAUGGAACUGUUUGAACCUUGUAGACCAUCUUAAGUUAUUUUAGUUCUUUAUUUGAAUAUUACAGCAGUAAACGUGAUCUAUGAAGUGUCCUUUGUGCUAUCAAGGAUAUUUUGUCAUUGCCAAUUCAGCUGUGUAAGUGAAAUGUAUUAUUUUAAUGAUAUUAAUAAAGGACACAACACAUA
Messenger RNA from Branchiostoma floridae (Florida lancelet), 6930 nucleotides. Its product is annotated as collagen alpha-1(I) chain-like. The transcript is spliced from 45 exons. Lineage: Eukaryota; Metazoa; Chordata; Leptocardii; Amphioxiformes; Branchiostomatidae. Bases 286 to 4440 code for a protein of 1384 amino acids. The record is from RefSeq and is a predicted model, not a curated record.